Molecule: messenger RNA, 387 nt
Organism: Parastagonospora nodorum SN15
Lineage: Eukaryota; Fungi; Ascomycota; Dothideomycetes; Pleosporales; Phaeosphaeriaceae
Exons: 3
Coding region: 1-387 (128 amino acids)
Source: RefSeq, a predicted model, not a curated record
AUGUACAAGAAUUUCCACUGGACCAUUGCAACAACUGACAAACUUUCUCCAUACACAAUGACAACCAACACCACCUAUGUCCUUCCCACCUCUCCUGUCAGCUCUUCUUGGUCAAAAGAGGCUAUCCUCGCCUUGGUGGCCAUCAUCAUAUCGCUCGUCAUGUCCGGUCUAGGUUUUCUCUUCAAGCAUAGGUUGAAAACGUUCUUUCCACCCAGGCUCAAAAGACGCCGGUCGGUUAGGGUCACACAAGAUAUUGAGCUCGCAUAUGGAUCCCACACCGAUACAAGUUGCGAAUGGGUGGAUAUAGAACGGAUCAGAAGGUAUCAACAGGAUACAUAUACUUCGCUCCUCCAUACGCGGCACGGUCCAGACGGUUCACAAAAGUGA